Staurois parvus is the source of this 315-nucleotide messenger RNA. The record is from the annotation of a GenBank genome assembly. NCBI's taxonomy places the organism in Eukaryota, Metazoa, Chordata, Amphibia, Anura, Ranidae.
GGGAGACCAGAUAUAGUGAAUGCAGGGUCUGGGGAGACCGUAUAUAGUGAAUGCAGGGUCUAGGGAGACCAGAUAUAGUGAAUGCGGGGUCCGGAGAGACCAGAUAUAGUGAAUGCAGGGUCCAGGGAGAGUGGAUAUAGUGAAUGCAGGGUCCGGGGAGAGCGGAUAUAGUGAAUGCAGGGUCCGGGGAGACCAGAUAUAGUGAAUUCGGGGUCCAAGGAGACCGGAUAUAGUGAAUGCAGGGGUCCGGGGAGAGCGGAUAUAGGGGAUGCAGGGUCCGGGGAGAGCAGAUAUAGUGAAUGCGGGGUCCGGGGA